Prunus mume (Japanese apricot) is the source of this 3309-nucleotide messenger RNA. RefSeq lists its product as uncharacterized. The record is from RefSeq and is a predicted model, not a curated record. Lineage: Eukaryota; Viridiplantae; Streptophyta; Magnoliopsida; Rosales; Rosaceae. Gene Ontology annotation, molecular function: ubiquitin-protein transferase activity; RNA binding. Gene Ontology annotation, biological process: protein ubiquitination. Gene Ontology annotation, cellular component: CCR4-NOT complex.
CCAAACCCUCAAGCCCUGUUUUUCUCUCUCUCUAUUUCGUCGUGCUUUAUCCUAUCCAGGGUUUCAUCUCCACACUCUAUUCGGUGCUUCUCUCUCCUCCUCCAUCGCACACUGAAAAUCAUGAGUGACAAGGGAGAAAAAACGUGUCCAAUUUGCGCUGAGGAGAUGGAUUUUACGGAUCAGCAGCUGAAGCCGUGCAAAUGUGGUUACGAGGUGUGUGUUUGGUGUUGGCAUCACAUUAUGGAAAUGGCAGAGAAGGAUGGAAAGGAGGGUCGUUGUCCAGUGUGCCGUACAACUUAUGACAAAGAAAAAAUUGUCGGAGUGGCAGCAAAUUGUCAAAAGUUGGUGGCUGAUAUUAAUCUGAAGCGGAAACAGAAAAAGCCCAAGGGACCUGAAGCAAAGAAGCAACUUACUGAUGUUAGAGUUCUCCAACGGACCCUAGUAUAUGUGAUUGGAUUACCUCUUAACCUUGCAAAUGAAGACCUUCUUAAGCGCAGGGAGUAUUUUGGCCAGUAUGGAAAGGUUUUGAAGGUUUCUGUUUCUCGUACAGCAAAUGGGGUUAUUCAACAGUCUCCAAACAACGGUUGUUGUGUGUAUAUAUCAUACUCAAAGGAAUAUGAAGCAGCUCGAUGUAUUCAAUCAGUACACAGUUUUAUGUUAGAUGGUAAAUCCUUGAGGGCUUGUUUUGGAACCACAAAGUACUGCCAUGCGUGGUUGAAAAAUGUACCUUGCAACAAUCCAGAUUGUUGGUAUUUGCAUGAUUUUGGCUCUCAGGAAGAUAGUUUUACCAAGGAUGGAUUAGUUUCAGCCUUUGAAAGGAGUAAAGAUCAUCAAAAUAUUGGUGUUACAAAUAAUCUGCAUCGGCGUCCGGGGAAAGGUUUACCUCCCCCGAUGGAUGAGUAUAGCAAAUGUGAAAGAUCAACAGAAGCUAAACCACUUGUUAAACAACCAUCAGAUAUUGCUGGGAAUGUGGUUAAGAGUUCUUGUGCAGAUUCUGACUUUAGAAGAUCUAUUCCUGCAAGAGCACCUUGGGUCAUGGAAGUCUCCCCUAGUGUGCCCACAGCAAGUUCUCCAGGUUCCGAAAGGCUACCCCAUCAAAAUCCUGAGACGUCUAAUGAUCUUCAUCCCCUUUCAUCCGAAGUUGUUAGGAAUGAAAGUUCUACUCACAAUGUAAGAUCUAUUAUAUCUGCAGAAGGCUGUAAAGGGCAUUUUAAUGGUUUGGAUCCACUGGUACUGAAUGAACAGAAUAUCAACAAUAAUGGUCAAGUAGCUGUAUCAAAUACUGCUUCAGAAGCUCUAGUAGAUAGAACUUCCAUAAAAGACUUAGGUUGUCUAUUACCAAACAAUGGUAUUGGUCGAGGGAUUAGAGCAACAUCCACUGACUUAACAAGUAACAAAAACAUAUGUCAUCCAUCAUCAAACUUGUCAAAUAAAUCCGUUGAUAACAAAGGCAAUAGCAUCGGUGAAUUUGAUAGGACAGUUGAACCUACCAGUGUGUUACCCGAGAUGGGAUCAGGCAAGUACUUGGGAGGGUCUGACACCAAUAAGCCCAGUAUUGACUGCAGUCUUGCUUACGAUAUAGGAGAGAGUGGCAUAAUCUCAAAUAUUUUGGCAAUGGACUUGGAUGCACCUGAAGGCUCUCUAUCUCCUUUUCACAAUCUCAUUAAGUUGUUGAGUGAAACUGAUAAAGAUUGCAGUCUCCUGAAAGUACAGAGUUCAAGAAAACUUCUUGAUAAAAAGCAGUCCAGGUUCUCAUUUGCUCAACAAGAGGACUCUUGUGAUAAUGUAUGGCAUGCAUCAAAUGACUACUCUGCAUUAUCUGAUUUGAUGGACAAGAAGGAUUCCUUCGUAGAUCUUGAGUCUAAUAAAUUUCUCAGGAUUCCUUCAUAUGCGUCUUCUAAAAUUCCAGUUACAGAAGCUCCUAGUUCAGUCCCGCCAGGAUUUUCAAUGCCAAGCAGAGCACCACCUCCAGGGUUUCCAUCUCAUUUGAGCAGCAGGAGGGCGAACCAAGCUUUUGACAGUUCUGUGAAUCAUUUGUUGCAACCAUCUUGUAUAUCGACUGGUAAUUCUGGCAACACAGGGGAUGUUAAGAAUAAUGGUCAGGCAAUUCUGGAAGUUGGUGAAGGAAUAUUGGCAAGAGGGUUGAGUAGGAGAGCAACUUUAUCUCAGUUUAAUACUUCUGAGCCUGAUGCAAGUCUUCAUUUUAUGAGGCAGCAGCCAACUUCUACACAACAAAACUUAGGAUUUCAAGACCACUUCAGUACUAGGUACUCUUCCCUAAAUGAUGCACAUAGAAUUUCUCCACAGCAUCAAGAUCAAUUCCAGCCCAACAAUACAUCUUCAUUUGUACAGUCCAGCACUCAACAAUUCAGUGACGUGCAUGUAUCAAACAGUCAUUGGGCUCAAUGGAAUGAGGUCAGGAGUGUGAGCGAUCUUGGUAUAUCAGAUCUACUGAGAAAUGAUAGAUUGGGAUUUACCAACCUCAUUCCCUGUUAUGAGAAUAUGAAGUCUCCAGCAGGUUGCUUCAGCCAUCUAAACAACAGAGCAUUUGAAAUGUGAGUUUUUAUGUAGCUGGAGUUUCUCUUUCGUGCUUGACUGGGGGUCAAGUGUGACUGAGUGGAUUGCUCUUUUGAUGCUAAUUUUCCCUUUUGAAGUAGCUUCACCUUCUGAGUUAUAUCCACAGUUUAUUAGUAUCACCUAGUAAGGAUCAACCUUCGUCUUUCUCUUUGUCGGAAAUUGGUUUUUCUUGAAAAGACGAAGUGAUAGGUUCAAGGGUUACUGCAUUCUCACAGAAUGGAAAUUGAGUGAGGGAAUUCUAUGCAUUCAUUUGCUAGUGAGGGGCCUCGAGUUUCGACAUUCCCUGUCUGUGUGGUAAGUGUCAAUGCAGUGACUAUAACUCCAUAUAGUGGAGACAUAUGUUCUCGAGGGAGGCCUGUUUUCACACUUUCUUGAGUGGAAAAAUAUGAGGAUAUCGAUAUGCUAUGAUGGGGGUAUGAGGGAACACGGAUGCACCUAUACAAUACAACCAUUCUUCUAAAAGCGAGGUAGACUUGAGGAAAGUGGUUCUGUCGUGUUUGGUUGACCUAAUGGAUGCAUCUAAUGUUACCCAAUAUUGACCUCUGUUAAUGUUUUAGAACUCUCACCAGUGAUCAAGUGUAUAAUGACAAUGAAUGAAAUGCUAAAUUGAAAGUCAAGUCGGUGUUAAUGACGUUGCUGGAUGUUGUUUACGGAACUUGUUUUGGUUGUCCAUAGAGGUAUGAAUUUUUUAAGAAAUUAACUGAAAGGGGAUGGAGAUUCAAUGAGCACCCA